Molecule: messenger RNA, 2711 nt
Organism: Liolophura sinensis
Lineage: Eukaryota; Metazoa; Mollusca; Polyplacophora; Chitonida; Chitonidae
Exons: 10
Coding region: 115-1752 (545 amino acids)
Source: RefSeq, a predicted model, not a curated record
CGGGAGAAAUAAGGCUAUAUAGCACAGGGAAAGUUCUGGACUGAGUCAGACUGCGACAGCAUCACCCGAUUGAGUAAAAGUAGCUGAUACAAGCUAUAGAAGGAUUACUGUAAGAUGAUGCAUAUAAUGCGCUUUAUCUUUGGGAUUACACUUACGUUACUUUUGGCACAUGGAGUCCGAAGUCAAAACGUAGAGACAAGCUUUACAACGAGUUGUGGGAACAGUUCAUUGUUGACGAACGCCUGGCGCUAUGGGGGUUUGUGUCAAGCAAUCCUUAGUUCCUGGUAUAGGGACACAAUCACACCGUUUUACUAUUACCGUGGACCGGAAACACCUUUGGAGUACCAAAACACGACCGCAUCUUGGGGCGACAUUUGUAGGUGGGGUAGAGGCGUGGGAGAAUGUUACCAAAACCUGCUUCCGCAAUGUCAGGCCGGUAUAGGUCUUGAACUUCUCAACAACCCGAAGUUGGGAUCUUUGGAGAGGUUUCAAUGUGAAAGAAAUAGAGACAUUUCGUCGCUGUCGGCUUUCUACCGCAGAACGUGCCAAGGGACAACCGUUAAACCUGAUAUUCAACGAAGAAUAAACGACGCUAACUUUGAUAAAAACACGACAUGUCUGAACGAAACACAUCACACAGAGUUGUUCAUGUGCCAAAAUUCUCUCAAUGAAGAAAUCCGCUUUGACUCCGAACGACUAUACCAGGAGUCAGCUGCUCUCAGGACGUCCAUCAACAGGUUUGCUACUGCUGCCGUCAACUGCAUGUUCAGUGCCAUUAACCGCUCCCCGUGUAACCAAGCAACGAAGAACGUGAUGUAUCACGUUGCUAAGUUACAACUGCCCAGUUUUAUCGACGAAACGGAAUUGGAUCUGGAUGAAACAACCACAGCCGACUUUUCUUCUAUUAUCCGCUGUACUGUCGGAGUUUACGGCGAUCCCCAUUUAAAAAUGUGCGAGGGCGAGGGCUUAGUUACGUGUUCUGCAGUGGGGCAGCAAACCUACCUCAAAAACGAUUGGUUCACAGUGGCGGGAAGUAACGUCAGAGUUGGAGUCCGGUCCACCAAUCCACCUAUUACAUCUAUGAGAUCGGUCAAAAUCACUUUUCAUUCUCUGGACACUGGCAACGCUGUGGCAAUGUACACUGCAUCUAACGCCACAUUACCCACGGUGUUUGACAACACAAACGAGACGACUCUGGGUCAAGGGAAUGACAAAGUGACGUUGAGACUGAACAAUUACCGUCAGGUGAUGUUUGUCCAAGAGUCCACCGGUAUGGUCCUCAACCUACGACAGUGGUCUGGUAAUUAUUUCUUCACGUUGAGGGUGGCCCAGAAUGUCAUCAAGAAGUCCCACGGUUUACUGGCUAGUGGUUGUCCAAAAACGCAGAUAAUAAGCAGAUCUUCCCUGUUCGGGCGUCCGGCGGCCUUAAGACGGAAGCGAGCCACUGUUGCUCAGUGUGAGACUGAGUGUAACGAUGCCGUGACUGAUCCCUACUUACGGGAGACCUGCAAGUUUGACUGUUAUGCAUUGGACAGCGUUGAGGCUGGUACGAACAUGACUGCGUCCGCUGAAGAGGACAUCAGGAUAGUACUUGAGAUGGAUGAGGAGAUCAUCGCUAAGGCCAUCACUCCCAAACCCACAACGCCAGCGCCCACAACGAAGAACCCUAACUCUGCACCACAGAAUCAUUUGUCUGUUUGGACGUCCAUUUUAGGACUUGUGGUCGUUACAAUUUUUGGAGCAACAAACUAAAUAAUCAGUAAAGAGUAAAAGAAAAACGUUUGAAAUAUCUAUUUUAUCUUACCGUUUACCGUGAGAUUUAUUUCCCGUGAGACACGACAUCAAUUGUGGCUCUUAAAGUCACUGUAAUCUUUAAGCAGAAGCAUCUGCGCCUGUUAAUGAUCCACAUCUCGUGGCAAACCGAAAAAUAUUUCUAUUCCGAAAAAUAGAAUUUCCCCUCUACAACACAAACUUGACCGAAACGUCACGAAUAUAUAAAAAAUUUUUGCUCAUGAAGGCUUCAUUUCCCGGAAGACUGACCGAGACUGAUGGUGCAUGGUUGCUCAAGUUGGAGAAGGUUUAUAAGGGAGACAACUUUUACAUUUAUUCUUGCCCCACGACCACUUGGUCUUGAACCACUGGAGCAAAUCGCGAAUUGUUAAAAAACUGGCAAUGCUGUCAUAUACCGGUAUGUAAAGCACACUGAAGUGUUAACCUUCGUAGGUAUAAAAAAGAAUAUCUUUAAGAAGUUGUCAGCUUAUGGAAUAGCAAAUCGCUGUGAGAUUACACUAUUAACUACAAGAUUUUGAGUCUCGCUCUUUCUCGCGUGUUCAUAAUUCUCCCAUGUUCUUUCUAGACCCAUCGAUUCAUUCAACCGAAAUGAUGCCUCAUGGCUGAUAAUGAACGGUUGUUAUAUUUUUCAUCUUCUUCCACAUUCUGGUAUUUCUUAGUUGCUCAACUAUUGAAGAGUUCAAUAUAUGUAUGUCGAUACCACCCUGUGUAUUUCAAGUUAUAGAUGUAUAUCGUUUUGUGUAUGAAUUUAGCAUUUUAAUCCAUUAACUUUCGUAUUUUUGUGUAUUGUGAAAGUUAAAUAUCGCCAUUCCAUUCACAUAAAUUUGUAAGUAAUUUCAUUGAAUAUUACAUUUAUCCUCUUUGCUGUACAUGUUUUGUACAAUAAAAUGACUGAAAUGAGGACUUCUUUUUAAUUUUAA